UAUGACAAGGGUUCGCGAGGGCUCUCGGGCGCGGGCUUAUUCGUUGCCGAUGACCCUGACGCGUCAGGGGCCAGGUCGAGUCAGCCUCUCCCGCGGAAGACACUCAGCUCUGGGCAGAGUUCUGGCGCCGACGCGCACAGCAGCAGCCUGCCGUCCAGCUUCCAUCCGGAUUCCACCUCCCGCGCCAUUUCAAGUUCAGACACUGCUGGCUUGUUGACGCAACAUACGUUGUCGUCGCUCGAGGCACCGGAUGAGCAAGGUCUCGCUGAUCUGCCCAAGACCCUCUCCAGAUACGAGAGGAAGCUCAAGAAGUUUGUCGGCCAGUGGCAUGCAUCCCUCGUCAAGAAGGGCAUACCGGAGCAUCUAGCCUACGAGCUUGCCAAGCACUGUGUCCAGGCCAGUGACGAAGAAGAAGGCGAUUCGGAGACGGACAGCCAUGUCCCUCAGACCGACGACGAACCCGUCGUGAUACAGCUGGGCGCCGGUGCGCGAGCAUCGAAGCAGGGACUCGGCGGGGAUGACAAGCCAGCCACCCUGGUGGCGGCCCUACGAGCCAAGCUCGGCUGUGGCAGACUCAAGAACCAUCCCGAGGAGGGAGAUGAGGCUUUCGAUACCCUAGCCGUUGCCCGAAGGCUGCAAGAAAGGGACUUUGGCGGCAGACUAUCCUCGCAAGAGAUCUGCGUCAUAGGUGUCGCCGUCCUACAUGAGGUAUUCGGCGGCCGAGGCCAGAAACGCCUCGCCGAUGCACUGACGCACCUUUAUGGCAGCCACCCGCGACGCCAUCUCGCCGACCUCGACCGGAACGCAGGCAGGGUGGCGGACGAGAUCCGCAAGGGUGGCCCAGCGACACUAUCCAGCUUCACCCUACGUUGGGCCCAGGCCGUUCAGCACGACAGCCCCAACAUGUUGACGAUCGAUGACAUUCGACUGAUCGAUAUGAAGGUGUCGCUCGUCCGUGAAUGGGAUCGUUGGUCGAGCCCGGCCGCGACAGGGUCAAAUGGAGACAUCGAAGACUUCCUCGCCAGGAACGGAAUAGACGCCAACGCGGGGUUGACACUUUCAACAAGGAUAGCCAAGUAUCUCAGCAGGAAGCUCAGUCUUCCUGAAGGCACCUUGGCCAAGAAGAUCUAUGCCUGGCGACCAUUGACGGUGAUGGCAGACGUCUUUGGCGCCGGCAUUUAUGUCUUUGUCUCCAAGAGCCUCUUUACGUGCUAUAACAAGAUUCGUCCGACCGAUGGCAUCAAAAAAGAGGAUAAGUUCCGUGCCAUGGCGCUUGCUGUUGCAGACGAGCUUCCAGACCUUUUGGAGAUCUGCAAGGCAUCAUACAUGCAUGUCGUCCAGCCCGUCCUGAAGCCCCUUCCUCCUGGCAAUAGUAUGCAAGAUCUUUCCAGGGACGUAAGAGUGCCUGGGGUUAAGAUGGCUAUAGACGGUGAUCUAUACAGCUUGCAGAAAACGUCCAUCCCAGAACUGCUUGGUGUUUGUAUACCUCCAGCAGGUUUUGUAGAGGAGUUGGACAGUGUGACAGGGGGCGAUGAUGAUGCUGAGACGACACUGGUCUGCCGAAAGUCUACUCUUCAUGAACAUCAUGAAGAUGACAAAGAUAGUAACGGUGAUGAAAGUGGGGAAGAAGAGGAUGAGAAUUUAUGAUUGACACGAACCAAGAGUUUAAGAGGGGAUUCUGAUGUUUGGCAGGAGUGGGGCUCGAUUACAUAUGUGAUAGUGGGGCCUGGAUCACACAUGCGAUAGUGGGGACUCAAUCACAUAUGUAAUAGAGACAAACUUAAAAGAUAUAUCUUUAACCUGAAUCCUAAUACCUUAGCAUAAUUUCUUUAAAAGUAACUUAAGUACCUUAAAAAUUAAUAUUAAAGAGUUAUUUUAAUAUCUUCUUAUUUAUUUUUUAAGGUAUUUAAAUUAAAAG
Ilyonectria robusta is the source of this 1918-nucleotide messenger RNA. RefSeq lists its product as uncharacterized. The transcript is spliced from 2 exons. NCBI's taxonomy places the organism in Eukaryota, Fungi, Ascomycota, Sordariomycetes, Hypocreales, Nectriaceae. The record is from RefSeq and is a predicted model, not a curated record. The annotation marks the transcript as partial.